Molecule: messenger RNA, 900 nt
Organism: Diaporthe batatas
Lineage: Eukaryota; Fungi; Ascomycota; Sordariomycetes; Diaporthales; Diaporthaceae
Exons: 4
Coding region: 1-900 (299 amino acids)
Biological process (GO): phytol metabolic process
Cellular component (GO): peroxisome
Molecular function (GO): trans-2-enoyl-CoA reductase (NADPH) activity
Source: RefSeq, a predicted model, not a curated record
AUGGAUACUACAGAGGACUUCAGCCCAUACCGCCCCGAUGGCAAACUUUACGGCUUCGUCUGUGUCGUGACCGGAACCUCACAGCCCGUUGGUAAGGCCAUCGUCCACGAGUUGGCCACACACGGUGCGGCUGCGAUCUACGCCUGUGAUCAGCCCACGGCCCUCGACGCCGACAAGGACUUUGUCGAUGCCAUGUCCAAGGAGCAUCCCCACACAAAGCUCAUUCCCUACCCCUUCCACAUCGCGAAGGAGGAAGAGACAAUCAAGCUCAUCGAUGAGGUCCUGCACGCCUUUGGCCGCCUCGACGUCUGGGUCUGCUCGUCCGGCCUGCUGGGGCCUCCCUCAAUCCAUGACACCACUCCAGCCGACCUGCAGCGGUGCUUUGAGGCCCACUCCAUGGCUCCCUUCUUCGCGCUCAAGUACGCGCCUCCUGCCAUGGGCAAGCUCACGAAAAAGCAGGCCUACCCCAAUGCUGCCCCCAAGUCGCAGAGAUAUGGCAGCAUCAUCGUCAUCAGCAGUGUGGCAUCCACAUAUGGAGGCUGCUGGGGGCCUAGCUACACCAUGGCCACCCAUGCCGCACUUGGGGUCGUCAGGGCCGGAGUCGCCGUGCUCAAGGGCACUGGCGUUAGGAUAAAUUGCAUUUCUCCCGGCCAGGUCGACGUCGGCGUUGACCUACACGGGUCCGACAUGAGAGGACUCGUGGCGCAGUUUCCACCGGCAUCCUUACAGACGCCCGAGGCCCAGAAGCAGACAAUCCCGCUCGAACGUGCUGGCCAGCCCAAGGAGGUUGCGAGGGUCACAGGAUUCCUCGCAUGUGGCUUCUCAUCCUAUGUAAACGGUGCAAACAUGGUGGUGGACGGAGGCGCAAGCGUGAUGAACCCGAUGAUCAUUCCGAUCUGA